UUACCCAUUUGGCCAUUUACAUUUCUUCCUCCAGAUUGAUUCCUUCAUUUCGCACACAAUUUCCAAGCUUCCACACCACCGACUCUCCCCUUUCUCUUAGAAUUGAAAAAAGAGUGUCCUUUUAAUUCUACCUUUAUCCCCAAACUUUCUCAGAUCUUUCAUCACAGAGAUGAGGUGGUUUGUUGUCAAGAUGAAUGUGCAUUGUGAGAUUGAAUCCUUAUAGGGUAAAAUGGCAAGUAUACACCAAAGAGGAGAUGUUAUUGUUAGUGUGGGUUCCAAGUCUAAUGAAAGAGGUGAUGCUGGCCCUAUUCGAGUUUCUCGUAGGGCUAGGAGGUUUGGUUCGAUUACUCGACAAAGGCUCUCGAUUUGGCUGUUGUUAAUUGGAGCUGUAUUCUUCAUGUACAUGACAUUUUUCAGCGUUAAAGUGCACUUUCAUGGUGAGAAGGAAGAUGGCAUGUCGUCUUUCUUUAGUAUACCAAAAGGAGGCCCUCAGAGCUAUAAUAUUACCCAAUACAACAGGUCUACCAAAGGUAAGGUAGAUCAUGGCAUGUUAUCUUUCUUCGGUGUGCCAAAAAGAGGCGUUGAUAGCAAUGUUAGCCAAAGAAGGAGGUCUCCUAAACAUUAUCCUUGUGACAUUGAUUUAGAAAAGUCUAUCGAGUAUAUAUUGGAGCCCAAGGAUUAUUUAAACUUCACGCGUUUUGAACUGGACUAUGUUGAAAAAGAGGAGGAAUCUUUGACGACAAGCCCGUACGAACUCAAAUUUGCUGGUCAUCAGACUCUAGAAGCACGAGAGAGGUCUUUUCAUGCGAUUAAUCAAUCUCUGCAUUGUGGUUUUGUAAAGGGGCCUAAUGGGAUGGGAAGUACUGGAUUUGAUUUAGAUGAGAAAGACCAGAAGUUUAUGAAGUCAUGUAUUGUUGUUGUGUCAUCUUGCAUCUUCGGGAGUUCUGAUUUUCUAAGGCGACCAACAAGUAAAUUGAUCAGUGAAUAUUCAAAGACACAUGUCUGUUUUGUGAUGUUCUUGGAUGAGGAAACAUUGCAGAAAUUAUUUUCAGAAGGAAACGUUCCAGACGACAGAGGAUUCAUGGGUUUAUGGAGAAUAGUAGUAGUUAAAAAUUUGCCAUUUGAAGACAUGCGGAGAACUGGUAAGGUGCCGAAGUUACUGGCACAUCGCCUAUUCCCGUCUUCUAGGUAUUCUAUUUGGCUUGAUAGCAAGAUGCGACUGAAUACCGAUCCUUUGUUGAUUCUGGAGUACUUCUUAUGGCGAACAAAAUCAGAAUAUUCCAUCUCAAAACACUAUGAUCGCCAAUGUGUUUGGGAUGAGGUGCUCCAAAAUAAGCGGCUUAAUAAGUAUGAUCCCACUGCCAUCGAUGAGCAGUUUAAGUUUUACCAGUCUGACGGGCUAACCAAGUUUAAUGCAUCAAAUCCACAUACGCCUCUUCCAAGUUAUGUGCCAGAGGGUUCCUUAAUAAUCAGAGCCCAUACACCUAUGUCAAAUCUCUUCUCGUGCCUGUGGUUUAACGAAGUUGACCGUUUCACAUCUCGUGAUCAACUGAGUUUUGCCUAUACUUAUUUAAAGUUGAAGCGAACGAAUCCUGAUAGACCAUUUUUCCUUAAUAUGUUCAAGGAUUGUGAGCGCAGAGCAUUGGUAAAAUUAUUUCGGCAUAGAGAAGGUCCAUCUCCUCCAACUCCGCCUUGAUAAAUGAAGGUUCUUUUCAUCAUUGCCAUGCAAACCUUAGAUGAUAGAUCUGAACCUCAUUUGGAGAUUUAUGCACACGUUGAUCCUCACAGUAUGAUCGAUCUAUAUCCCCGGAUGAAUAUUUUAUAUAUUUUGGUUUCAGUAAGCUAUAGCACCCCCCAGUUUUGUGGAUCUCUAACAAAGAUGAAGAUGCAGUGGGAUUGGAAAUGAUUAUGGGUGAGAUUUUUUAACGGAAUCAGGAAGAGAUUAAUACCAUUAUGUUGGAGUAAUUUGUUAAUAGGUUGUAUUAGUUAUCGAUUCUGGAUAAUUUUUUUUAGUCUUGUAAAUCUAUAUAUGUUAAGAUGAUAAUACUCGGUGUAGAUGAAUCCGUAGUUUUAGUUUAGAUUUGAAAUUCAUUAUAAUGGUGUUUGACAUACCAAAUCCUUGUUAUAGUUGAAAAGAAUGAAUACAGUUUAUAGUAAUUGCUCAAGGAAGAAAUCUUUAAUCUUGA
Messenger RNA from Spinacia oleracea (spinach), 2186 nucleotides. Its product is annotated as probable hexosyltransferase MUCI70. The transcript has 11 exons. The coding region runs from base 230 to 1696 and encodes 488 amino acids. The record is from RefSeq and is a predicted model, not a curated record. NCBI's taxonomy places the organism in Eukaryota, Viridiplantae, Streptophyta, Magnoliopsida, Caryophyllales, Amaranthaceae.